AUGAAUUAAGAAUUUGAUUCAGAAGACUCAAUCAACUCGGACGAAGCCAUCAAGGUUAUUGAGUUUAAGUACUUGACUCCAAAUUUUCAUCAUGAAUUGGAUGACAAAGGUACUUCAGUAAACAAGAGAAUGAAUGGCAUUAAUACAAUGAUGUGUAAGUUUAAAGAUGUUCUGGGAUGCAAGGAUGAUUUCUGUGUGUAAUCGUGUGGGUUUAAGUCCACUAAUCAAGUAUCUACUCAGAACAUGCACACUCAAAGUGGAUAAAAAAUCGACUAAACCCUAGAUAUAAUCUAAUAGACCGAAAUCCAUUUGGCCAAUUCUAGGAGGAGACAGAACUCCAGAAACUCUAUUGAUAAGCACCCUCGAGGCAGAUAACACCAAAAUUCACAAGCACUUUAAACAAAUUUAAUAUCAUCUCGUAAACCAAAGAGAUAAAUUUAUGUAACAUAAAUUGUUAAUGAUCACAACGAUCUGACUAGCUUUCCAUUCCCACAUCCACAAAGAGUAUCGAGGAUGCUUGCAAAUAACGAUGGUUUACAUUCUCAAAAAGGCAGUUCUGUCUCUACUCAGAAGGGCAUUUUGAAAUCAAGUUCUUUUGAAGUCAUCAAAAUUGGCAGUAGGUAGAGCAUGUAGAGUCUCAACAGUCCCAUGAUGAGACCCUCUAGUAAACGAGUCUCAUUUGAAUUUACGAGUGAAUAAUUACGCAAACUGAGAAAUCACACUACUAGCAUAGAUCCAUAAAAGUAUUAAAGAUUGAAGACUAAAUUCUAGAAAUGA
Paramecium octaurelia is the source of this 777-nucleotide messenger RNA. The record is from the annotation of a GenBank genome assembly. NCBI's taxonomy places the organism in Eukaryota, Ciliophora, Oligohymenophorea, Peniculida, Parameciidae.